Radiomyces spectabilis is the source of this 1396-nucleotide messenger RNA. RefSeq lists its product as uncharacterized. The transcript has a single exon. NCBI's taxonomy places the organism in Eukaryota, Fungi, Mucoromycota, Mucoromycetes, Mucorales, Radiomycetaceae. Gene Ontology annotation, biological process: protein splicing. The coding region runs from base 202 to 1170 and encodes 322 amino acids. The record is from RefSeq and is a predicted model, not a curated record. Gene Ontology annotation, molecular function: DNA binding; endonuclease activity.
AUUUGGUCACGCACCAACGUCUAAAAAAAGUUACAUUCGACAAGAAGCCCGGAGUGGAGCGUGGGACGGGUAGACGGUACGACCGGUGCUUUUAUCAGGUAAAGUAUAUCGCAAUGGGCGCUGGAAAGGGAGCCGAUGGAGAAAAGAUACCCAUGUUGGGUUGGGUGAAGAAGGCGUUCUUCUUUUCUACGUACGGCUCGGAUGCAGCAGCGAAACCUGCUGCGGAUGAAUUUCACGCGACGAUGGAUCGCAACCCAUGACAUGGGAGCUGGAAGUCCGGCAUUAUCCGUAUGUCGAUGGAUUAAUUCGACAAAGUACUUCCAGCUGGCUGGCCCCGUCCUUAUCCAGAACAGACGAUUCGAGCGGCUCCUCAAGCGAGUGGGGUUGCCUGUCAGCGAAAUCAACGAUGUUGCUUGGUUGUUCGGCCUCUGGCUCGGGGACGGAACGACCGGAAGUACUGAUAUUGCAGUGAACAUAAACGAUGUCGACGAAAUACAACGGAUCCAAGACGUUUGCGGAAAAUUAGGAGUUACUGCUGCUGGUGCCAGGCAAACACCGAGUCAAGUCGGCACACUUGGCGGAAGAGUGUAUAUCCGGCGGCCAAACAGGUUCCGCGAGUUGAUCAAAGCCCUUGGCAUGGGAGCCAAAGGCUCAAAAAAAUUAGAAACAUGGUUCGAGACCGAGCCGAUUUCGGUUCGCGAAAAUAUCCUGGCUGGGUUGAUCGACUCGGAUAGGCAUGUCGUUCGAGUGGAAGGCGAAGGACCCAUUGAAGCAGAUGAAGACGAAAUGGAAUGCGCAACCCGCAACAACGACAUGAAAGAAGCCCAGCGCUUAUACAUACAAGUCAUCAUUAUAUCCAUUUACCAGGACCUCGCGACUGGAGUGAUUGCCCUGGCCCGUUCGUCGAGCAUCAAAUUUUCCAUAGGACACACGGAAGCCCAUGUAAACAAAUACGGCAUGAAUAUGAGAUUCUGCUUCCGAAUCACCCUUAUGCCUUGCAGUGCACUGACUAACGUGUUGAGCCUCCUUUCCAUUCCAUACAAGUAUCGCCCAGCCCCUGCGGUGGUUCGUCGUCUCCCUGUGGAGUACCGGUUCAAGGUGGAACGCGAGUCUUUAUCGCGCGUAUUACAAGAAAUAUACAUUGAUCGCCAAAAGGUAGAUUUCUUGUGAUGUCCGGGGGGCAGUGAGUUUUGUUACUGAUGAUCUCGUUGUACAGCGCAAGGCAAUGGCGAGUUCUGUCGAGUCAUCGGAAGCGGGUCCAUCGACUGGAGGCGCCUCGAGUUCUACAGGACCAUUUGUGCGUCCGCGCCCCCCACCUUUGAUGUUGACAUCGCAAAGACGCCCCUAAUCAAUGGCGAUGCCGUCACCCAGUUUGAGCACGAGUUCUGAAAGCGAC